CCCCCAGAAAAAGGGGGUGGUUACCAUGGAAAUGAUGUGGGGGGACAUGCAGCCUCCUCACCAUGGCAACCUGAGCUACAAGCCCAAUGCAGCUGCAGCGGGGGAAGCCGGCCCGUGACCGUGAGGGGGCACUCUCCUACCUGGGGAGGGGCUGAGCCCAAGGAUGGGCAGGGUGAUGCCCCAAGGGGCUGAGCUCCCUUCAGGAAGUGUUACUCACUGGGAAUGUGACUGCGCCUUCGCUCGGGGCCCUGGAUUCUUGGUCUCCAGAGGAGGGAAAGGGGGCCCUGCAGAGCCCUCUGCCCCAGCCAUGGAGCUUUCUGGGGAAGCCAACGGCCCUGGUCUCCUGCCCCCCACCAGGGCCGGCUCCACCUCCAGCCUGGCCCGAGACCCCGUCUAUGACAUCCCUGAGGCCCGGGGAGAGCAGGCUGGUCAGCUGCGGGGCCCCGUGCGCACAGUGAGCCUGCGGGAGCGGCUGCUGCUCACCCAGCCCGUGUGGCUACAGCUCAGUGCCAAUGCCGCAGCUGCCCUCCACGUGCUGCAGAGGGAGCCCCCCGGGACGUUCCUGGUUCGGAAAUCCAACACCAGACAGUGUAAGGCCCUGUGUGUCCGGCUCCCUGAGGCCUCGGGACCUUCCUUUGUCUCCAGUCACGACAUCCACGAAACCCCAGAGGCCGUCUCCCUGGAGGGCUCCGACCUCUCUUUCCCGGACCUGAUCCAGCUCAUUGCCACCUACUGUGAAAGCCGGGACAUCCUGCUCCUCCCUCUCCAGCUGCCCAGAGCCGUCCGCAGAGCCACUACCCACAAAGAGCUAGAAGCCAUAUCUCACCUGGGCAUGGAGUUCUGGAACUCAUCCUUGAACAGCAAGGCCCAUCGAGGUCUGGCCAUCCCUUCUCCUGAGGCCCCACCGAUUCCCCGACUGAAACCUCGAUCCCCAGAGGAACUGGACCAGGGGACCAGGGGAGCCCUCUGCUUUUUCAAUCCCUUAUUCCCUGGGGAUCUGGGCCCGGCCAAACGGGAGAAAUUCAAGAGGAGCUUCAAGGUUCGUGUAUCCACUGAGACCUCCAGCCCGUUGUCACCCCCUACUGUCCCACCACCCCCCGUGCCAGUGCCCCCUGGGGGUCCCUCCACCCAGACUCACACUGUGCCGCCUCGAAGGCCACUGAGGAGGGAAAGCUCUGGGGGCUACCGGGUCCCAGGGAGCCCUAACCCCAGCAUGCCUCCUCUGCCCUGUCUGCCCUCCCUGCGCGAGGUGGACAGCGGCUCCCCCAGCAGCUCGGAGGAGGAGGAGGGCCCACCUGGCGGCCUGGCCUCAUCCCCUCGCCCCGGCCGUCGUCGCCGGCUGCUUCGAUCCAUGAGCGAUGCCUUCUGCUCCCUCCUGGCCCCCGAGAGGCAAGUGGCCCGAGCCGUGGUGGAGCUGGCUCAGGACAGACAGACGGUCACUGGACAACUGGUACAGGACCUGCUGACCCGGGUGCGAGCUGGGCCGGAGCCCCAGGAGCUGCAGAAGGUGCGGGAGGUGCUGAGUCAAGCCCGGAGCCUGCUGGCAGCUGAGCUGGCCCAAGAAAAGCUAUUGGCUGAGGAGCGACUGGAGCUUGUGAUCGAGAAGUCUCUGCACCGUGCGGUGCUGAAGCCCCUCAGGCCUCUCCUCCUGGCCCGCCUGCAGCUCCGCUUUGCCAAGGACGGCUCGUUGGGCCGGCUGGCAGAGGGCCUCCAGCUGGCCAGGGCACAAGGGCCCGGAGCCUUCGGAAGCUGCCUCAGUCUCCCCUCCUCGUCCGAGAUGGAGCGCAUCCGCCAGAAGCUGCUGAAGCUCCUGCGGGGCUACUCGCCCUCGGCCAAGGUCACGCGCCUCCUGCAGGCCUGCAAGCUGCUGUACAAGGCCUUGAGGAACUGGGCAGGGGAGACUGCCGGGGCUGAUGAAUUCCUGCCCCUGCUGAGUGCAGUCCUGGCCCAGUGUGACCUCCCAGACCUGCUGCCCGAGGCCGAGUACAUGACCGAGCUCCUUGAGCCCAACCUGCUCACAGGAGAGGGGGGCUACUGCCUCACAAGCCUGGCAGCCAGCCUGAGCCUGCUGGGGAGUUUGGGCCAGGCUGGGGCACAGCCUAUCAGUCCAUCCCAAGAGCUCCAGCGCUCCCUCAGCCUCUGGGAACAACGCAGGCUCCCUCCCACCGGGAACUUCAAGCACCUCCUUCGGGUGGCUUACCAGGACCCCAUUAAUGGCUGCACUUCCAAGACCCUGGCCCUGCCCCCGGGCUCCACAGCAGCCACACUGGGCCAAUUAUGUGCUGCCAAGUUCCGGGUGUCUCAGCCUGAAGCCUUCGCCCUGUUCCUGCACAAUGAAAAGGGCUCCCGCCGCCUGUCCCCCGACACCCUGCCCCAUGAUCUCUCGGGUCCAGGCUACCUCAUCUACCGGCAGGUGGAGAGAGACUCCAAGGCUGAGGCCAGCAGACCCGGAGCCGGGGAGGAGGUUCCCGGGGGUGAGGGGGCAGCCCCAGGGAUAAACCCGGCCAGCCAGAGCCCAGAGGGAGGUGGAGGGAGGGCAGAGGGGCCGGGGAUGGUAGAGAGCAGAGGGACCACAGGAGGUGAGGUGGAGCAGGAGGAAGGGAAGGAGACAGAAUCGGGAGGGGCCAGGAGGAGUGACUGACCUGAACCAGUUCCCCAGGGUCCUCCACCAGACCCAUAGACUGGUGAACCCUCCUGAUUCCCUCAAUGCACUUACAACCACUUUUUGCACCUGACUUUGGGGAAAGAAACUGCCUUGGGGGUGGCCCAACCUGGAGACCCCAGAGGGCUGGAGGAGACUGCUGAUGAACGAAUGAACGAAUGAACGAAUGAACGAAUGAAUGAAUGAAUGAAUGAAUGAAUGAAUGAAUGAAUGAAUGAAGUGUUUAUUGGGCGCUUAUUAUGUGCGGAGCUCUGAAGGUUCCUAGAGAAAGGCAGACGGUGCCUGCCCUUAGGGAUCAUCUGUUCUAGGGAGGGAGACUUCAUGUUGUGCUGCUGGUCAGAGGCAGGUGGUGGGCAUGGCUGAGCCCUCCUCACACAAUGGCUCUGCUGCUCCCAAGGCUCUUGCCUUAGGGUCCCAGGAAGUUCCCAUGGAGGCUUGAAGGGUCAAGGUCGGGGCUGGGGGUGGGGGCAGUUACUGGCCCUGAAGGAGCCUGACCCCCCCCCUCCUGGGGGGCCUGGCUGGUGUGUGGGAGAGAAAGUCUUGCCAGGUCUGUAUUGGGAGCCUUCCUCAGUCACUCAUGGAAUGGGUCAGCUCACCUUGUCCAAGCCCCUCAGCUAAGGAGGCAGAAGAGACUGGCCCAAGGUCAUUCGUAGAAAGGCAGUGUCUGCCAUUCUAACUCCCAACUUCCGGGUCCAGGACAGUCAGAGGUAGCAGGACCCAUUGUUAGUUGGUCCAAUCCUGAGCCCUCUCUGAACCAGUGACUGCCUGGGCAGCCCUCACCACGCACAGUGGAGGCACAUGGCAGGUGGGGGUGGGGGUGGAGUGAAAUCCAAGCUCCCUCAGAUCCACCAACCAUCCACCUAAAUUCUCUGAACUCACCAUAGAGUCCCUCGGGCUGGAGGUCAGUGGCACAGACUGGAGAGGGUUAAUUCUUUCCCCAGCCUCUGAGCUACAGGGAAGGAAAGAGCCAACGUCCCUGUGGACGUUGUGGUCAGGAAGCCCUGACCUCAGGAGCUGAGGAUGGAGCUGGAGAGUUAGCCAAGGGCAUGCCUUCUCCUUGACAGCUCCCCCCACCGCCCCUCCCCGUUGCAACGUUCAAGUCUAAUUUCCCGGCUGGUCACCCCUUCCCUCCUUCCUCACUCUAGCCAGAGGCUCUGUAUGUCUUCUUUUCUGUCCCCCUUGAGUGCCCAGGACUGUGCUGACCACCCCACAGACAUAAAAUCAAUAUUGUUGAUCAA
Messenger RNA from Dromiciops gliroides (monito del monte), 3900 nucleotides. RefSeq names its product Ras and Rab interactor 1 (gene RIN1). The transcript has 11 exons. Lineage: Eukaryota; Metazoa; Chordata; Mammalia; Microbiotheria; Microbiotheriidae. Bases 164 to 2641 code for a protein of 825 amino acids. Gene Ontology annotation, cellular component: endocytic vesicle; cytosol. The record is from RefSeq and is a predicted model, not a curated record. Gene Ontology annotation, molecular function: small GTPase binding; guanyl-nucleotide exchange factor activity. Gene Ontology annotation, biological process: signal transduction; vesicle-mediated transport.